Messenger RNA from Helicoverpa armigera (cotton bollworm), 2524 nucleotides. Its product is annotated as alanine--glyoxylate aminotransferase 2, mitochondrial. NCBI's taxonomy places the organism in Eukaryota, Metazoa, Arthropoda, Insecta, Lepidoptera, Noctuidae. The record is from RefSeq and is a predicted model, not a curated record. Gene Ontology annotation, biological process: glyoxylate catabolic process. The transcript is spliced from 10 exons. Gene Ontology annotation, cellular component: mitochondrion. Gene Ontology annotation, molecular function: L-alanine:glyoxylate transaminase activity; pyridoxal phosphate binding. The coding region runs from base 143 to 1600 and encodes 485 amino acids.
UUUAAAAUGUUGAAUAAACGAUUCAACUGUCGGCGCACUGUGGAUGGAGCUUUAUAAUAUUGUUAUUGGAGUUUUAUUCAACGGGGGGCAGAGCGGUCAAUAUCGCUUUCAGUAACGUUUGAGCCUUCGUCAAGCGAAUACUAUGGCUGAUAAAGUUGUAAAACUCGGUUGUAAUACAUUAGUCCGGCACUAUGCAACUGCUCAGGCUCCGACUAUACCAAAAUGCGAUUUUGUUCCGAAACAAUACACAGGACCAUCUUACCAAAAGACGGAUAAAUUGAAAGCUGAUCACCUGCCCUCAGUUCUUUACAAUAUCUACAAGCGGCCUAUGCUGAUAAACCAGGGUUACAAACAGUGGUUGUUCGACCACGAAGGCAGGAGGUACCUCGACCUCUUUGCAGGAAUCGUCACCGUCUCCGUGGGACAUUGUCACCCGAAGGUGGUUGGUGCGUUACAAGAACAAAUACAGACGCUGUGGCAUUGCACGAAUAUCUACCGUCAUCCGAAACUGUAUGAAUAUGUUGAGCAGCUCACAUCAAAAUUACCUGGAGACCUAAAGGUGGUCUACCUCGUGAACAGCGGUAGUGAAGCGAAUGACCUAGCAUCCAUUUUAGCAAAGGCCUACACCGGCAACCUUGAUGUGGUGUCACUGCAGAGCAGCUACCAUGGCUGCUCCUACGGCCUGAUGGGACUCACCGGCACCCAGUCCUAUAGGAUGAAACUUAAUAUACCUGCUGGUUACUACCACACCAUGUUACCCGACCCGUACCGCGGUAUCUGGGGAGGCUGUCGAGAUUCACUGUCGCAAGUGCCCGGUGCUUGCUCAUGUCCCGGCGACUGCGUUACCGCAGACAAAUAUGUUCACCAGCUCAGCGAGCUUCUUGAAAACUCGGUUCCCAAAGGACGUCUAGCAGCCUUGUUCGCGGAAUCCAUACAGGGCGUCAACGGCACCGUGCAGUUCCCGAAAGGUUACCUGAAGAAAGCCCACCAACUCGUCAAGAAGUAUGGAGGCUUAUAUAUAGCGGAUGAAGUUCAAACUGGCUUCGGCCGGACAGGCGACGCGUUCUGGGGUUUCCAAAACCACGGAGUGAUGCCAGACAUCGUGACCAUGGCCAAGGGGAUAGGGAACGGCUUCCCAAUGGCUGCCGUGGUCACCACGAAGGAAAUCGCCGCCGCGCACGCUGGCACGGCGUACGUCAACACUUUUGGCGGGAACCCCAUGGCUACCUCCGUUGGAAAGGCCGUUUUAGAUGUAAUCGAAGAGGAGCAGCUUCAGCAAAACUGCAAAGUAGUUGGAGCAUACUUCGUGGAACAACUGAUGCAGUUGCAGAAGAUUCACCCGAUAAUCGGUGAUGUGCGCGGAAAGGGUCUGAUGUUGGGGCUCGAGUUUGUCGUCCCUGGAACGAAAGACCCGCUCAGUGUGGCCGAUGUGAACAUCAUUUUUGAAGACAUGAAGGAUAUGGGUGUGCUUAUUGGACGCGGAGGGCGGUUUGGCAACGUGCUUAGAAUAAAACCUCCGAUGUGCAUCAACAAACAGGACGUGGACUUCGCCAUAUCUGUACUAGAUCAAGCUAUCAAAAAUUAUACAUCAUGUGUCUGAUUAAAUCAAGAAUGCUGUUUUGGAAGAUAUCAAAAUGACACAUCUAGGGAUUUACAAUAAAAAUAUUCGGUAUAAAAGAUACCGAUGUAAAUCAAUAAUAAUAAUCGAUAAAGAUUCUAUACCUAUGUUAAGUAAAGAUUUUAUUGUUAUGUGGUGCGGCAGUUUAAUUAUUAAGUCCAGAAGGAGACAUCUCAAACAGGCUAAAAUACUUAAAAUACAGGCUUUCUUUUUGCCAAGAGUGUGAAUAUAAUGUAUGUAGCCUUUAUAUAUAAAAGUAUACCUAAAGCCAUAAUAUAGAUUGCUCCUUAUUUUCUUACUGAAAUCGUUUCGUCUAAAAAAUGGUCACGGAAAUAUAUGGAAAUUGUGAUAUUGUCAACGGAAGAUUCAGUUCUUGAUUUUAUUUUGUAUAAGAUUUAGAAAAAUACACAUAAGGCACUCCGAAGCCGGUCAAUAUAAUUGCACGAUAAAAAUAAAGUGCAAUUAAUAUUUUAUUAGUAAACAUUUGCACAAUAUUGUAACAUUGCACAAUUAUACUGUACGAUCUAGGAACCGCCUCACACAAUUGUAAAUAAAUAUGAAAUGUAAUGGAAAUUAUGUUUAAACCUAUAUAAUCCUUGAGAUUAAAAAGUUUAUGAUUAUAAAUGUGUAUGGCGCUCCAUAGACGGUCAAUAUAUAGCGAAAUAUUACGAUAAAAACAGUGCAAUAAAAUGUUGCUUGCUAAGAAUCGUUGCGCAAUCUUCAGUUUGCACAAUAUCGUAAUAUUGCGCAAUUACAUUGAGAGGUCUAGGGACUGCCCAAUUUGUUACGCACAAGAUGCGACGUUUCAGCAGUCUUUUGUUUGUGUCAAAUUUGAAAUGCCAAAAUCGCAUUCCUAUGAUUGCCUAACUGUAAUGAGAAAUAAACAAAUCAACCAUUUUUUUAAAA